Molecule: messenger RNA, 1026 nt
Organism: Hermetia illucens (black soldier fly)
Lineage: Eukaryota; Metazoa; Arthropoda; Insecta; Diptera; Stratiomyidae
Exons: 2
Coding region: 54-995 (313 amino acids)
Source: RefSeq, a predicted model, not a curated record
CCUUGGCACUGCAAUAAUGACUGAUUUGACAUAUUAAAGUUCAAGCAUGUGAAAUGAGAUUUCCGUUAUCUAUUUAUUUUUGUUUUAUUUCGAGCAUUUUAAGUGAGAAUUACUAUGAUGACCAGUACGAAAAUCAAAGUGAAGGGUCUUUCUAUGCUGACUGGGAAUUAAUGGAAGUUGCAAGUUCCCCACAAGGCAAUCAUAAUGAAACCAUAUCAUUGUCAUCACAAACUGACAAAUCGUCUUCUGAAACUUGUGUUGUGGCAAAAAUUAUGAAUUCAGUUUGGACGCAUUUGACAGGAUUGGCGGACGAAAUUGAGCGCUUAGAAAAAGAACUUCAUUGGGAUAAUUCUAAUGAGACAAUUAAUAAGCAAUUGAAUGAGACCGACGAUUAUCCUGAUGCCAGCAAUAAUAGUCAAGAAUUGGACUUGACGGAAGUGAAAUCUUCAGGGGCUUCUAGCAUAAACAUGAGCAGACCCUUCGAAAAAGUUGGAAUUUUAACACCCAAUUCCUCUUCGUUGGACAUAACUGCUAAUCGCACUUGCAACGAUGGAACAUGUUCAAAUGCAAUGGUUAUAAAAAAUGGAGAAAUGAAAGUAAAUGGCACGUCUGUGAAACAAUUGGCCAAUAAAAUGGAAAUUGAAAAGCUGGAACAGUGGCAGAAUCAAAUUGAAAAUUGCAAGCAGUUACUGAAACUGGAUCCAAAUAUAACGUUGGAAGAAAUAACAUCCAAAUAUCGCAGAAAGAAAUACAAGGACAGGGCUAUACCUGUGGACGAAAGGUCAUUCUACAGAAGACAUAGUGAGGCGGGCAAAUUGCAUCGUCCCAGACAUUUUCGUGGGAAGAGACAAGCACAUUUAGCUCCUUCCUUACAACCUGAAACAAAACUAACGCGACAUCGACGGUAUCAACGACUCGGUCAUUUGUCACCAGGAAAAAGUCAUCAACAUCUCAAUUCCAAUGAAAAUUCAAAAAUACACAACUACAUAUUCUAAUAAUAUUUUACGUUUCAAAUAAAGUGUAAAA